CGAGAUAUUCAACUUUUUGUUGUGCCGUCCCCAUGGGAGAUUUUUUUCGUUGGGCAAGACGAACACACAACAACACGCACACGUGGCGGCCCGAAAACACGAAAGACGCACGCAAGCACCAUGGGGAAGCCUCAGGGACGGUCCAAGAAGAAGACGUUCGGCCCGCGCGGAGCCGAUGGCCGAGCGGUUUCGAAGAAACCGAAGCCGACGCAGCAACAUGAUCUUCCAUCUCCAGGCGCUGGCGGUGCGCUCUCGGGUGGCCAUGAUGGCGCGAUUUUGAUGGACGUGGACGAGGAGGAAGGUACGGCGGCAGCAGACGCGCAAAACACAAGCGGAAAAGGACGCCGCGGCGGCGCAGGCGUUGGCGGCUUCGCAGGAAUGCCGAACCUUCUCCGUCAGGAGGGCGAAAAGGACAUUCAAGAAGUGGAAGCAGGAAAAGGAGAAGAAGCGGGCCAUGGAGCAGGAGGGAGAGGAAAAAGAGGCCGAGAACGAUGCGUAGUGAUGUGUGUCUUUUAG
Ectocarpus sp. CCAP 1310/34 is the source of this 516-nucleotide messenger RNA. Lineage: Eukaryota; Phaeophyceae; Ectocarpales; Ectocarpaceae. The record is from the annotation of a GenBank genome assembly.